UUCGCAGGAUCAGGUAUGAGCCCCACAGUCAGAGUGGGGUGUUGUGGCUAAUGCAGAGGUCGCUAAAACAAGAGAACGAAGAAACCAGAGAGGAGCAUUGGAGCACCACAGAUCUGACCCUGUAAUAUGAAGGUGGAUGGAGUGGCAAUGAAGCUGUCUGCCUGACUGAGCAUCUCCUCAUUAUCAUUCCCCCUCCCCUCUCUUCAUCCAAUUCCCUAGUCCUAUCUGCCAUCCCCCUCUCCACCACAUACAGAGCCAAACAACUACCACCACCGAUCUCUAACACCGUUGCACACACACAUAGAGACACACACACACACACAAACACACACAUACACUACCCCUCUCUCCUGGGAUACGAUUUGAAGAUUCGCAAGUGCAGCCUCUCAUUUGUAAUCAGAUGAAAGAAAGGAUUAUCUCAAGGUUUGCCCCAUCUUGUUCCCGGCCAGGAUAGAGGGACGGAGGAGGAAGAGGAGGAAGAGACUGGAGAGGAGAGAGGGAGGAGUCUGUGGAUGGUGCGUGGCGAGAGGAGGUCACCUGUAGAGAACCACUUUCCUCUCCAUUCAAACAACCUGGACUAACAGGUGUUUAUCCUGGGAUCCUGGGGGAUAACUUGACUCUGACACACACACACAGAGAGAGAGAGAGAGUAAAUAAAGAAGAGGAACAUAAGGCACGGAUCUUAUAUUUUUUCUAAAAGGGCUUUCUCAUGGCAGAGAGUGGGCAUCCCGUGUCAGCACUAUACCCACCAGGGGGCAGUGUUUCCCCUGACUCUGCCCUCUGCACCGACCCCCUCCUACCUCUCUCUAAGAGCUCCACAGAUGGGCUGACAGGUCCUCUGAGGCAGGAGGAACUCAGGAAGGGCUCCAGUGAGCAUACGGCUCCAUGCUCCCAAAGAGACAGAGAAACAGGCAGACAGGGGCCUUCUCAGGCCGUCCAGAACAACAUCCAACCGCACACAUCUGACCGCGUGGACCCCAGGAAUGCUGUCCGCCCUCACACAGCCCAUCACCACGAGGAGGGCGUCACCAAUCAUGGUCACGAAGCCUUAUCAGCCUUCGGAGAGAGCCAGGCGCCCCACCCCUUAUCAUCAUCACAGAGAGACCUGGGAGGACUGGAUCUAUCCAGGCUGCCUGUCCAGAGGAGUCACUCAGAUACGCUCCACAUGCUCAGGGAGGUCCCUGCCCCUCCACCUCACAGUGAAAACAGCUGCCCUUCGUGCCCAGGGAGAGACUACCUUUCCCAGGUUGCCUCUCGUAAGGCUUUCUCCACCUUAGCCUGCAAGCAGCCCUUGCAGCUCCAGCACUGCAAUACAACCACAACCAACCCCACUGCCUGCAGACGGGGAAACGGCGGGGGAGGCAGACCCACACAGCAGCCUCAGGCCGGGUGUGUCAGGGUCGGUGCCCCUAGCCCCUCUAACACAGCCGCUAAGGUCGGCGGUGAGGCCCAACGCCUACAAUCAUGUGAGGAGGCCAUCUGCUACUGCACUUUCGUCCACCCCCACGGGACGUUGAAGGACACUUUUGCGGCAUACUGCCACCCCCAACCCAUCACCACCCCUGCCCAGCUGCUGCCACACCUUCCGUGCACAGAAGCUGAGUUCAGGGACCAGAGGGUGCUCCCGCCUCACCUGGCGCCUACCCUCCUCUCCCUCCCUCGCCUCAUGUCCUCCGUCAGCGAGACAGGGCUGGAUGCCAAGCGCCUGCUGCAAUGCUGCAACCUCAAUUGCAACCUCAACUGCUCCUGGGCCAACACUCUACACCCUAGUGGAGCCCUGCAGCAGGACAUUCAGAAAUAUAGCUGUAUAAGCAGCAACAAUAGAGCCACCAGGGACACAGGGACCAUGAUGUCCCCCAGGGAGCUCAGGGACGUGGGGGUGCAGACGGGCCAGGUCCACGAGACGUGUCCGGCCCACGUGUUCCCCCAGGUCUGCCUGGUGGAGGAGAAUGGGAAUGAGAACGGGAACGGGAACAUGAACGAGAACGGGAAUGAGACAGACACGUCCCAGAAGCCCCCAGUGAAGGAGGUGAAGUGGGAUGCGGAAGGGAUGACAUGGGAGGUGUACGGGGCUUCUGUGGAUCCUGAGGAGCUGGGCCUGGCCAUCCAAAAGCACCUGGAGCUGCAGAUCAAGGAGACUGCUGGCCGCGCUGCCAAGCUGUCCCGCCAGGAUCCAGCUACAUCCAGGAAGAGCAGCGGUGGUGCCAUUGGCUGGAGGAAGAGGAGCGGGGUGUUGGGCUAUAUCAGAACCCCAGCCUGCUGCGCACGCUCCAGCACGGCCGUGGACUGAGAGGGGAAACACCGGGUUCCAUGGUCAAGAUAGCUGUUGCUUUAUUACACAUCAAAUGUGACUCCAAUACACCAGAGAUAGUGUGACCAGUCUGGAUUAAGAGAAUCUGUGUGGCUGUCAGAAACAUGGCAUGUGUACAACAACCUACCAUCGUAUUGCUGAAAGAGGUGAAUGGAAAGACAGUGAAAGGUUCCAUUUGGAUGGACUUUAUUGGUAACGGUACCUUCAUCAUCACCGUAGAUGCCAAGUGAUAGAACAGAGUGCUGCCA
Molecule: messenger RNA, 2559 nt
Organism: Salvelinus namaycush (lake trout)
Lineage: Eukaryota; Metazoa; Chordata; Actinopteri; Salmoniformes; Salmonidae
Exons: 3
Coding region: 710-2290 (526 amino acids)
Biological process (GO): neuron projection development
Cellular component (GO): plasma membrane
Source: RefSeq, a predicted model, not a curated record